AUGCAAAAUAAUAUCAAUACUAAUAACAUUAAUAGUGACUGUCAAACAAUACCGAAUAAUAAUUGUUAUAAUAAUAUCAACUAUCAAGCACCUUCCCAAAUUAUUAACAAAAUGAAUAGUAAUAAUAACGGCAAUUUAUCAAGUCAAGGAGGUCAGACAUUUUAUAACAAUUCUCCAAUAAUUAAUCCCUCUUAUACAAACAACAACAAUUAUUCAAAUCAAUAUUCACAACAAAUUCAUCAACAACCAAAUAUACAACAACAACAACAACAACAACAACAACACAUAAAUAAUAGGAACUAUAGUAAUAAUAUCCCUAAUGGAAAUAAUAACAUACAUCCUUCUCCUUAUUCUUCUUCUUCUUCUUCCAUCAGAAUACAAAAUCCUAAACCCCCUCCCUCUAAUAACAUGGAUUCACAACAACAACAACAGCAAUAUAUGUUACAACAACUUCAAUUACAACAAGAACAAUACAAUCAAAAUCAAAGACAAUUACAACAAGAAAAGCAAACAUUAUUACAAAAAAAAAAGAUAACUCUAUUGAAUCAAUACAUUCAUGAAUUCUUAUUGAAGGGAUCUUUGAAUAAAACUGCUAAAUUGUUUGCAGAAGAAACUCAAAUCAAUAACAAUAGCAAAGGCGAAAGUGCUGAUAAUAAAAAUAACACUACUUUAUCAGGAAAUAGUAGUAUGCUUUUCGAAUGGUGGAGAAUCUUUUGGGAUAUAUUUAAUGCAACAACUCAUAAUGAUGGUACAAAAUUAACAAAAGAUUAUCUUUCAAUUUUGAAAAUAAAAGAGUCUAAAAUUGAUCAAAUAAGAUCACAAUCAAUUAAUGCUGCAAGAGUUCAAUAUAAUUUUGAAAUUAAUAAUCAAUAUAACUCAGAAAUAGAUAUCCAUAAUAAUACUAAUAAUACUUUUGAUCCAUAUUUCCCAUCAGAAUUUAUAAAUCAACAACGAAUGCAACAGUAUCCCCCUCCUUCAUCAUCUUCUCCUUCUUCUUCAUCACCAUCGAUGCCUCCACCUCCUUCUACAUUACAAUCAUCACAAUUGACAAACAACAACAACAACAACAACAACGACAAGAAAUCAUAUUCAAAUCAAUCUCAAAAUAAUUAUCAAAGGAUGGUAAUGAUGAAUCCACCACCACCACAACAACAAUAUAAUAGCUUGCAACAGACAUCUCAAUCACCAUAUACUACAAAUAAGCCAUACUAUAAUAAUCAACCACCAUAUUCUCGUACACCAAAGAACGAACCGUCACAAAAUAAUCAUCAUCCUGUUUACCUAUCUUCUGAGAAUAAUAAUAAUAAUAAUAAUACCAGUAGUAGUAGUAGUAGUAGUAAUACUGUCACUGGCUGGCCGGUUCAAAAUCAUAUGGAAGAAGUGAAAUCAAAUACUAACACGAAUAGACAAAGGUUUUAUCAACAAUUACAACAUCAACAAAAAAAUCAAACCCAACCAUCGAAUAUUUCUUUUGAUAAUGAUGGUACCAUCACUAUUAAAGAUCAAAAACAAUAUCGUAAAAUUGUUUCAAACUUUUCUAAUAAUAAUAAUAACAAAGUUACUAAAACAGGGAAGAACACAUCAAGGACAAAGACAAGUGGUAAAUCUUCGAGCAUACCCAAUAUGGUACGAACAUCAUCAUCAUCAAAUAAUAAUAAUACUAAUAGUAAUAAUGCUAGAAAAUCUAAGACUCCGAAGUCGACAACUUCUGCUACAACUACUUCUGCAUCAAGACAAUCUAAUAAGAAAACAGGCAGUAAAUCAACUAAUAAUAUUAGAUCAAGAGAUAAUAGAAUAGUUGUCCCCAAUGAUGGUGGAACUGACAACACAGUCACAAAAAAGAAUUUACAAGCAUUGACUCCUGAUUUAACACCAAUUGAUAAAAGAAGAAACAGUAUGAUAAAUAAUUUGAAUGGCGCCGCGAAUGAAUCACCAAAGGCUAUUAAUCGUAUUGGGAAAAAUACUUUACAACAAUCAACAGCAAUAACAGCAACAACAUCGUCAUCAUCCUCUAAUAUCACACGCGCAAACAGUAACAAGGAUGUUACUACGAGCACCACUACUAAUAAUAAUACUAAUAACAUGCAUUUUUCAAGUUUAUCAACGAUUGAUGAAAAGGCACCUAUAGAAUCCCCUUCAUCCUUAUCAUUAAAGGGCAAAUUCUCGAAAAACAACAACAACAACAAUGCAAAGGUUCCAAUAAACAAAAAGAGAAGGAAAUCCACUACUGUAAUAAUGAAUAUUGAAAAGAAAAACAAUAGAAUAAAAGAAAUAAAAGAUAAAGAUAUGAAAUUGAAUAUGAAUACUUCUUCUUCCAAAUCAGAACCUGUAACUCCAUUAAAUUAUAAUGGAUUACCAUCACCUUCUCUCAAUAGUAAUAAUAAUAAUAAUAAUACGACUACUAGUACAAAACGACAACAAGAACAUAUAUCAUCAUCAUCAUCAGGAUCAUCUGCCUUGUCACCAUUAAUGGAACCAUCAGUUACUACUAACAAUUUAUCUAACCCAAUAACAAGCACUACAGGUAAUUCUAUCGAAAUCCAAGCACGAGGGCAAGAACACACACAAGAAAAAAUUGAAGAUGAGUUUGAUUUCAAUUUAAAUUUGGACAUGAAUAUAAAUUUGAAUGAUAUUAAUAAAUUUAAUUUUGAUCCAAUAGUAGGUAAUAUGGAAUUACAACAUACAAAUGGAAGAGGCAGUGUCAAUUCCAUCGAAUUGGACAAUUUCAUUAAUAUUGAUAAUAUUGAUAAUAUUGAUAAUAUCGAUAAUAACAACUUGCAUACACAUACAAUGACUGCAUUAGAUCACGCACAUCAUCGUCAUGACGAUAUUGCGGGGGAGAUUAUUUCGUCAUUAAAUGAAAAAAGGACAGAUAAUGGAGUUGUAUCAACAGUAGAUGCUGCUAUUGUACAUGCUGACCAUCACCAACAUAACAAAGGCAAUAAUAGUAAUGGUAAUAAUCUUGAUGGUAUGGCCAAUGCAGGAGAUUUUGACACAGGAAUGUUGGAUUCAUCUAUUCAUGAUUUCAAUUUUUUAAAUUGGACCAAAUAA
Naumovozyma dairenensis CBS 421 is the source of this 3051-nucleotide messenger RNA. RefSeq lists its product as uncharacterized. The transcript has a single exon. Gene Ontology annotation, molecular function: protein binding. The record is from RefSeq and is a predicted model, not a curated record. Gene Ontology annotation, cellular component: nucleus. Bases 1 to 3051 code for a protein of 1016 amino acids. NCBI's taxonomy places the organism in Eukaryota, Fungi, Ascomycota, Saccharomycetes, Saccharomycetales, Saccharomycetaceae.